AUGGACGCCCUGGAGAGCCAUGCUUUCUUUUCCCCUGCCUUAUCUCUCGUAUCAUCAUACAUAACUUACUUUCGGGGCUGAGUUCGUGACUGGUCGACUUGCUUAGCUUCUGCCUGUUCUCCUCGACAUUGUUGCCCAUUGUCCCAACUAAAUACUGUUCCUUCACUUUGACAAACGCUUACACUUACACUUACACUUUCACUCCCUACUAGUUCGACACUCCAACCAAACUCUCCUCUUCUGAAACGGAGCACGGAUCUCUUCUCAGGCAUGCUCCGAACUGCAGCCUGAUCCGUCCUGAACGAAUUCACAACUCUCCUUCUCUACUACAUACAAUACAGGGGUCAUCCACGGAACCUGCGUAUCUACCCGAUCCCGUCUCGUCAUCGCCCUCUCAUAUCUCGAUAUCUCGGUUAACCCCCCGCUUCCCGUGGAAUCAACCGCAGAAUAUGAUCCGUCGCAACUCCGACAUCGACGUCCAACUCUCCGAUGCGGCCCCCCCUCUCUCCGUCGAAUCCGAACCUCCGACAGAAGCAGAUGUGGAGAUGAUGUCUGAUGAGCCAACACUACCUUCGAACCUGCCCACCCACCUCGCCGCUCGCUUUGCUCGCAAGCCGAGUGUCGUUCGCCGCUCCUCCGCCGCCUCCUCCCGCCGCAGCUCGAUCUCCUCCCUGAACGGGCCCGCCCAUGGCGCGUCCUCGACCGAACACGUAGCACAUCACCUCCGACGGAUCUCCAUUCUCGAGAGUCGCAAGGCUCGACUCGCGGACCGCGCAUUGCACGCGGAGAAAGUCAGGCUCCGGGCUGCCUUGGCGAAAGCGGCCACCCGGAACCUGCAGCGGGAGGAGCGAGCCCUGGCUGCCCAGCAGGCCCGGGAGCGACUCUUGGCGGAGAUCACAGCCAAGUGCGAGGAGGAAGUCCGUCGCGCGAAGAAGAAGGCGGAAGACAACCGGGAGCGCAAGGCCGCCGAACACGCUCGACUCCGCUUGGAGAUCGCGGAGAAGUUCGCAGAGGCGGAGAAGCGCCGGGCGCUCUACCAGCAGACCCAGCGGCGCCACCGUACGAGCAGUCUGCCCUCAGCUGGCGACGAGAAGAUGCCCAAGGCGGCCACCGCUCAGGCAGUCACCCGGGAUGCCGCCGCUCGGAUCAUCCAGCGGGUCUGGAGGACCUACCAUGCGAAGAUGGUCAUGCGUGGUUUCCUGGCUCUCGACCUGACCACCGAUCGUAUUCGGGAGAAGGAUUUCGAGGAGGUCGGUGUCCAAUUGUCGAACGAGCGGGUGUUGGAGACAACGGCCCGGGUCCUUCGGCUGUGUGGUCUGCAGGAUAUGGAAAGCGGCACGAUGGGUGGACGGGGUGCGGUGCGCACGUUUCUCAGCAGUUACUUGAUUGUGACUCACCCUACUGAGGUUCUGAGCAGCAAUGGAGAGCAGGAGCAAGACCUGAUUGCUAAAGCGCGGGAGCUCCUCGCCGCGUUCGAGUUGGUGACCCCCUUGCUCUCCUCAGGGUGCUGUUCUCCCGCGGCCAUCUCCACCGAGCUGCAGGCUCUAUGCGAGGCCUAUAAUGUCUUCUUCUCCGCAUUUCACGCCUGGAAAUCCCACGAUUCCAGCGUCCUCAUUGAGAUCAUGUUGGCUCAGUUUAUCGAACUGGAGUUGAUCUGGCAGACAGUCAAGAAUGAUCGUGCCGGCGGCGUCGCAGAGGAUUAUCGCCAAGGAAUUCGGCAGAAUCAGAUCUUGCUCCUUGCUAGACUGAAGCGAUUGGCAGGCGCUGAUAAGGCCAUGGAGAUGGUGCGGAAUGCCCUGAAGAAGGCAAAGCGGGAGAAGAAGCGGACCGCGUCCAAGCAGGCCAUCCCGCGAUCGGCGGAGGUCGCAACCGCUUCAACGGAAGCUCUCACAGAGAGUGUUGCUUCACCUAUCAGUGAGACAUUCAACACCGUGGACAGUGGGGUCUUGCAUGAGCUAGACCGACAGCGUGUUUCGCCCCACGAGCGGUUUACUCGGAUGCUGACGGCACUGCCGGAAAAUAGGGCUCUGGUGCACGAGCUCUUGAUCAACAAGGAGUUCCGGAUUGACGAGAAACAGUACACCGAGCCACGCAAGCGUAUCAUGAAACACAUGUGUGACAUGAUGCGUAAGGACGUUGAAGCUGGCCUGGAGACAAAUUGGACAGUGGCCAUGGCUGCGGUGAUCCAAGACCGUUUGCUUCGCUCACUGCGGCCAGGGAAUUCGCUGCAUGUGCUGAUCAGCGAGGUGCUUGACCCCAAGUUGGUGGAAAACCAGUGCAGGGCCGGCGCCUUCUCCUACGACAGCUUCUUCAAUUUCAUGAAUACUAUUCUACCCAAGCUUUGCGCUCCGUAUCGUGAUCCGGUCGUCAAGGCAUUUGCCGAGGACACAUCGGGCGACGCCAUUGACCGACUUGCCCGACUAAUGGGCAUCAUCGACCUCCUCUCCCUUGACCACACCAACUUCAUGAUUCAGGUUGCAGCUCCACAACUGAUCCAGGAGGCUCCCGGGUAUGAGCAGCGGACAUUCGAGAAGGGUCUUCAAGAGGGCACUCAGAGCUUGGGAAAGACGCGGCGCUUUUGGCGCACGCACCGCAAGAUCAUUGCUGAUGAGAUGCGCAAGCGGGACCCGGAGAACGUGCACGGGGAACCACGACCGCCAAGUGCCAAGGUCUAUGCGCAGGGGAUUGUGGAUCUGGUGAUGAGCAAUGCGCCUGUCUCCGAAGAGCUUAUCCCGGAGACUUUGGAGCUGGAUCGGCAGCGACUUGCGCGAUUGCAUGCCCGAGCGUUCCGGAUCGUUGCCACCGCUUCGAUUCUCCUGACAGCCAAGAACCUGCUGAAGCGCGACGUGCGAUCUCAAUGGAAAGCGGAAGCGGACCGGAUCCUGUCCCUGGACUUCAAUGAGAUCCAGCCUGACCGGGUUCAAUCCAUCCUGGAAUCCACUCACCCGAUGCCACCCAACGCCAGUGCGCAGCUGGCCGCAACUAUCCGCCGCGUUCUGGUGCCCGUUGCUACUGCCUGCGCCGCCGCCCACACGGAGGGGGAAGGUACUCAGCCAUCCGUGGAGAUCCAGGUCGAGUCGACCUCGUCCGCGGCGUCGUACACGUCGGAUGCCGCUAGCUCUGCGACGGCGACAAGCGGCAGCGGCAACGGGACCUCGGGCUUUGCCGACCCGGUGGCCCGACUGAUCCUCUCGCGCCUGCGCGCCCAUAUCCUGUCGCGACUGAGCGCGUCCAGCGCCAGCGAGCGCGUGCGUGCGACGACGACGGCCAGCCAGAGCCUGGCCGGAGCGGGCAUGCCCGAGUUCGUCACGGAGGUGGGGCAGCUGACGGACGAGAUGGAGAAGAUGCGCGAGGUGGAUUGGCUGUGUCAUGGGAUGGUGUACGAGCGCAUUCUGGGCGACGGCAACGCUUGAAUAGUAUAAGAUUGUCAUUGUCAGGGUCCAGGUUGGUAGGCUUGGCUUGGCUCUCGUCUAUUAGGGAUACUACUUCUACUUGUCUAGGUACAGGACUUUGGAACAGACUGAGAUUACUUAAUUCCUUCUGUGCAGAUUGCUUCAUAGUCAUGAUCCAUGUGAACUUGAUUCAUUUUAUAUUUCGAUAUCAUGCGUACGGAGUGCUAGUCGAUUGUACCAUCUCUAAGGUAACGAAUAUUGUUUAUAGAAGAAGGAAGAAAGAUCGUC
Molecule: messenger RNA, 3680 nt
Organism: Aspergillus aculeatinus CBS 121060
Lineage: Eukaryota; Fungi; Ascomycota; Eurotiomycetes; Eurotiales; Aspergillaceae
Product: IQ calmodulin-binding motif domain protein
Exons: 1
Coding region: 450-3413 (987 amino acids)
Source: RefSeq, a predicted model, not a curated record